Linum tenue is the source of this 507-nucleotide messenger RNA. Lineage: Eukaryota; Viridiplantae; Streptophyta; Magnoliopsida; Malpighiales; Linaceae. The record is from the annotation of a GenBank genome assembly.
AUGAAAACAGGAAUAAGUGCGCCAAUAAAUUUAGAAAUAAGAGAUGACAGACUCAUUAACAAUGAAGAAAGCAUAAUAGCAAAAGGACAAGGAAAUUUAGGAGUAGGAAUAAUUAAAUUUGAUAUUAAUUUACAACAAGGUUUAAGUCCAGACGGAAAUCUUGAUUCCUUAAUAAUUAUAAAAUAUGAACUUAAAAGAGACAAUUUUAUGAGAGAAAAUAGUAAACCAUUUUCAGUAACAUAUCAAAUAAACUACGCUUUGACCAAUAGUCAUCAUAGUUUAACAUUCAAGGAUAAAGAAGUAAUUACCAUAGAAGAUUUAUUUAAACCACUAAAACAUUUAGAAUCCCCUAUAAAAAUAAUUAAAUCAAACUAUAGUAAUCCAAGAAUUAGCAUAGACGAACAAAAUCCCUCUAAAAGAAUAACAAACAAGUUAAAAGAAGAAGAACAAGAAGAGAUAAAAAAAAUAUUACGAUACUUCAUCAAUAUGAAGACAAUAUUGAAAUAA